Pyrus x bretschneideri (Chinese white pear) is the source of this 907-nucleotide messenger RNA. Its product is annotated as protein LIKE COV 1. Bases 48 to 854 code for a protein of 268 amino acids. Gene Ontology annotation, biological process: stem vascular tissue pattern formation. NCBI's taxonomy places the organism in Eukaryota, Viridiplantae, Streptophyta, Magnoliopsida, Rosales, Rosaceae. Gene Ontology annotation, cellular component: Golgi apparatus. The transcript is spliced from 7 exons. The record is from RefSeq and is a predicted model, not a curated record.
UGCGGCGUUGAAACGGCGUCGGAUAUCAAUUUGGAGGUCUGCUGGUGAUGGGCGAUGAGAAGUCGUCGUCUUCGAUCGUAAUGGCGAGCAGAGACAGGGAACCGCGAGAUCGUGAGCUUCUCAUUCCGGUGGCGGACUCCGGCGACGAAGAUGCAUCGUCCAAACCCUCCUCGUCUUCCUCCUCCUCCCACCACACCGGCCGCGAGACGUUUUCCAAAGUUGUUAGAAGUUGGGCAUCAAAAAAGUUCAUGACAGGAUGUGUGAUCCUAUUUCCAAUAGCGAUCACUUUCUAUAUCACGUGGUGGUUUAUUCACUUUGUGGAUGGUUUCUUCUCUCCAAUCUACGCUCAACUUGGAAUCGACAUUUUUGGUCUUGGAUUUGUAACUUCUAUUACAUUCAUAUUUCUUGUUGGGGUGUUCAUGUCAUCAUGGUUGGGUGCAUCUGUCCUCGGCCUUGGAGAGUGGUUUAUCAAAAGAAUGCCGUUUGUUCGUCAUAUCUACAAUGCCUCCAAGCAGAUUAGUUCUGCUAUAUCCCCAGAUCAAAAUACACAAGCUUUCAAGGAAGUGGCCAUAAUAAGGCAUCCACGUAUUGGUGAAUAUGCAUUUGGGUUCAUCACUUCAUCCGUUGUCCUUCAGAGCUAUUCUGGAGAUGAAGAGUUGUGCUGUGUUUAUGUUCCCACGAACCAUCUUUACAUUGGUGAUGUGUUCCUAGUCAACACCAAGGAUGUUAUCAGACCAAAUUUAUCUGUACGGGAGGGAAUUGAAAUUGUUGUGUCUGGAGGCAUGUCAAUGCCCCAGAUCCUGUCAACGCUCGAUCCAAGGAUCAUGCCAGUUGAAGCUGAGGGAAGGCGUUAGAUGUAGCUAACUUGCUCUUUAAUUUGAUUACCUUAUUUGGUUCUGCAAUGUCA